AUGGCUGAGGUGCCUGAAGGCGAAGCGAUCCCCUCAUCGAGCGAGAGCACUGAGAGUGUGAUUGUAGAUCCGAUUGACGAUGAGGGGCCUUCGCCUAAAAAACGUAAAACGGUAAUAGAAAAUGAGCCGAGCGAAAAGCUGGAGCACAGACUGGGCGGCAUUCUGUGCUGCGCAGUUUGCCUCGACCUGCCCCAGGCGGCCGUGUAUCAGUGUAGCAAUGGCCACUUAAUGUGUGCCCCUUGCUUCACUCAUCUACUCGCGGAUGCACGCCUCCGCGACGAGACCGCCACCUGUCCCAACUGCCGGGUGGAGAUCUCCAAGACCUCAGCUUCCAGGAACCUAGCUGUUGAGAAGACGGUAUCAGAACUGCCUUCAGAGUGCAAACACUGCACUCGGGUGUUCCCCCGCCACUCGCUCCAGCAUCACGAGGAGAACGUUUGCGAAGACAGGCCUUACAAGUUUUCCCAACUGGUAGUAGACUCGACCCCGCGUAACCCGUUCGCUGGUUUGGUUCGCAUUGUGACCAGUGUGUACUGGCUCCUGGUGUCCGCCUUCAGGAGGACUUACUUCGUGUCCGAGGUGUCGGAGGCCAAGCGCCGUAGGUACAGCAGGGUGACGGGGUGCCGCUACGCGUGCGUGGGGUGCCGCUGGCGCGGCGCGGCGCGCGCGGCGGCGGCGCACGCGGCGGCCUGCGCGCACCCGCGCCAGUGCGCCGCCGACCUGGUGGAGCUGCUGCGCCAGCGCGAGCAGGACGCCGCCGACAACCUGCUCGUCUACACCCAGCUGCUCGAUCUGCUGUCCUACGAGAAGAUCACCUUCAACGACCUGCAGCUGAAGCCGUACCGCACGGAGGAGCUGCACAAGCUGUACUACGAGACGUCGCGCUUCGCCGCCUUCGGCCACCAGUGGGUCGUGAAGGCCUUCGUCAACAAGAACCAGCGCGACCCCACGCAGAGCUCGCAGAGGGAACUCACAUAUCAGCUGAUUCUGAAGAGCAAGCCGGCGCCGGCGCAGGCGGUGGGUGUGUCGUGGCUGUGGGUGCGCGGGCCGCACGGCGCCGCGCGCCUGCGCCCCGCGCUCGCCGCGCACGCCUUCCGCGAGGACGAGGCCGCGCCCGCCGCGCCGCUGCCGCUGAGUGACGCCGCCGACACCAACCGCCUGCUCGCCGGCAAGGCCAUAUACUUCAGACUCAUCAUGUUCUUGUCGCCUAAA
This is a messenger RNA of Brenthis ino (lesser marbled fritillary), 1212 nucleotides long. Lineage: Eukaryota; Metazoa; Arthropoda; Insecta; Lepidoptera; Nymphalidae. The record is from the annotation of a GenBank genome assembly.